This is a messenger RNA of Spinacia oleracea (spinach), 1882 nucleotides long. Its product is annotated as dihydrolipoyl dehydrogenase, mitochondrial. Bases 170 to 1696 code for a protein of 508 amino acids. The record is from RefSeq and is a predicted model, not a curated record. Gene Ontology annotation, cellular component: mitochondrion; oxoglutarate dehydrogenase complex. Gene Ontology annotation, molecular function: flavin adenine dinucleotide binding; dihydrolipoyl dehydrogenase (NADH) activity. Gene Ontology annotation, biological process: 2-oxoglutarate metabolic process; pyruvate metabolic process. NCBI's taxonomy places the organism in Eukaryota, Viridiplantae, Streptophyta, Magnoliopsida, Caryophyllales, Amaranthaceae. The transcript is spliced from 2 exons.
UGUUAGCCGUCACAAAAAAUGAGAAACUUUAUCAUCUCCUCCAAAAUUACAUAACCCCAAAAAAACUCGCACACAUAAACGCCGAAAGUUAAAAGACAACUACACCUUCCACCCUUUCAUAUUUUCAUUUCUUCUCAGUAAGAACUAAGAAGAACAAGCAGCGACAACAAUGGCGAUGUCGAGCAUUGCCCGAAGAAAAUCCACCCUCCUCUCCAAAAACCUCUGCAACUCUACCGAAUCUCUUCGCUACACACUUUCUCUCUCCUCCUUUUCUCGCUACUUCUCCUCCGGAUCCGACGAAAACGAUGUCGUCAUCAUCGGUGGCGGUCCUGGUGGUUACGUGGCCGCCAUUAAAGCUGCUCAGCUUGGCCUCAAAACUACCUGUAUUGAGAAGCGUGGAGCCCUUGGGGGUACUUGUCUUAAUGUUGGUUGUAUUCCUUCUAAGGCACUUCUUCAUUCCUCCCACAUGUAUCAUGAAGCAAAACAUUCUUUUGCUUCCCAUGGUGUGAAGUUCUCUUCAGUCGAGGUUGAUUUGCCUGCCAUGAUGGGGCAAAAAGACAAAGCUGUGGCUAAUUUGACCAAAGGUAUUGAGGGUUUGUUUAAGAAAAACAAAGUAAACUAUGUGAAGGGCUAUGGAAAAUUCGUGUCUCCUUCUGAAGUGUCUGUGGACACUAUUGAAGGCGGAAACACUGUUGUGAAAGGCAAACAUAUAAUUGUGGCUACUGGGUCUGAUGUGAAGUCUCUACCGGGAGUUACAAUUGACGAACAGAAAAUUGUUUCUUCAACCGGAGCUUUGGCUUUAAAAGAAAUCCCCAAGAGACUUGUUGUGAUUGGUGCUGGCUACAUUGGACUCGAGAUGGGUUCUGUAUGGGGUAGGAUUGGUUCAGAGGUUACUGUUGUGGAAUUUGCUUCAGAUAUUGUUCCUACGAUGGAUGGUGAAGUGCGCAAGCAAUUCCAACGUUCCCUUGAAAAACAAGGAAUGAAGUUCAAGUUGAAGACCAAGGUUGUUAGCGUAGACACCUCUGGGGAUGGUGUGAAGCUGACAAUUGAGCCAUCAGCUGGUGGUGAGCAAACCGUAAUUGAAGCUGAUGUGGUUCUUGUCUCUGCUGGCAGAGUCCCAUUUACUUCUGGGCUUGGUCUUGAAAACCUUGGAGUAGAAAUGGACAAGGGUGGUCGGAUUUUGGUGAACGAACGCUUUUCUACAAAUGUUUCUGGAGUGUAUGCGAUCGGAGAUGUAAUCCCGGGACCCAUGUUGGCCCACAAGGCAGAAGAGGACGGGGUUGCCUGUGUUGAGUUCAUUGCUGGAAAGCAUGGACAUGUUGACUAUGACUUGGUCCCUGGGGUUUGUUACACACACCCUGAGGUGGCUUCUGUAGGGAAGACUGAGGAGCAGGUGAAAACCCUUGGUGUUGAAUACCGUGUGGGUAAAUUUCCAUUCAUGGCAAACAGUAGAGCAAAGGCAAUUGAUAAUGCUGAAGGACUUGUCAAGAUCUUGGCUGAGAAGGAGUCUGACAAGAUUCUAGGAGUUCACAUUAUGGCCCCCAACGCCGGUGAACUUAUCCACGAGGCAGUUCUAGCAUUGCAUUAUGGGGCUUCUAGUGAGGAUAUUGCACGUACGUGCCACGCACACCCAACCAUGAGUGAGGCUUUGAAGGAAGCUGCUAUGGCAACAUAUGACAAAGCCAUCCACAUUUAGAUUAUGUUAUUGCUAUUCCAAAUCUCUAAAAUUUCAAAGAUUUUUGAUGCCAUGUGGCACAUACAAUGAUAAUUCUCUUUGGAGAAGCAAAUAACUCAGGUACAUGUUUUGUCAAUAUGCAUCUCAUUACUAUUGAUUUUGAGUUACGAAGACGAGCCACUAAUCGGUUCAAUAAUUUUGCGUUGA